This is a messenger RNA of Botrytis fragariae, 2250 nucleotides long. RefSeq lists its product as uncharacterized. NCBI's taxonomy places the organism in Eukaryota, Fungi, Ascomycota, Leotiomycetes, Helotiales, Sclerotiniaceae. The transcript has a single exon. The coding region runs from base 1 to 2250 and encodes 749 amino acids. The record is from RefSeq and is a predicted model, not a curated record.
AUGGCCGACAGAGAAAAAACACAAGACGAGGUCGACAAAAGAACCCAACCCGCCAGCGAACGAACUUCGAUGACGAUUACUGUGCCACCUCCCCCUGAGAACUUUCCUCAAUUUUCGCAAAAUGAAGCCAAUGGAAUGCAAAGUGAAGAGAAUGCUGUUUCUGGCCAUCUCGCCAAAACCCCUACUCAAGAGUUUGCGAAAUUCAAUAGACAAGUCCAUGCCAGCGGCAGCGAGGUCGACAAAUCGCCAAAGCAGUUGAGCGGAACUGGAAAUGGAAAUGGAAAAGAGAUGGAAACUAAGUCAUCCACCGAUGCUCAUGGUAACAGAGUCAAGGUCGGACCACUUACCAAGAAGAAGAAUGGUAUCAAGGAAAAGAAAGGCCGCAGAUUCCCGUUCCAGAGGUAUCAGCAUUGCUCUACAAAAGACGUCGACAACGAUAAUAUCGAAACUGACGAUGAAGAUGGAGAUGAAGAUAAACACGAAAAUGGAGAUAAACACGAAUAUGGAGAUGAGAAUGAAGAUUACGAUGGACCAAGUAUAUCUUUGUGUAAGCGAAUCUUUCUGGGCUUCAGCAGAAGAAAAAAUAGAAAGUUUAAUGAAUCAGAGGUGUUGGAAUUUCAUAAGUCAAGCGCCUCGGGCAAUAUUCUCAGGGCCGAGUCCAACUCCAGAGAUCCAGCAGCCACCUCCCAUCUGAAUGGUAUGAAAAGCAACAAUGCCAGAGAAUCGGAGAGACUUAGUGAAGGUCCGGAAGAGAUGCAUACGGGCAUCAUUAGACCUGAUCCAGAUUUUGUCACUGAAGUGUUGUACUCAGAGGAAAGGGCCCCCCCAAAGAUCAUUCAAAUUGAACCUGUGGAUAGAAAUAUCACUAUCAUACACAAGAUGGUUAAGGAACUUCCCGAGGAACCGGAAUUGUCAACAUUGAAGUCGAUACGCCACAAGCUCUCUUCAUUGGCAGAGAGGCUUAAUCCUCUAAGAAGAUGGAGUCAAUCUGGGAAAGAGAAUGAAGCAAGAAUGUCCCUAAGACACAGUGAAGCAGAGCUGGGCGUAUUCACCAGAGAUAAAUUCGGGGAGAAUGCUGAAAGAGAGGUUGUAAAUGAUCAUACAAAUCGCACCGAAGAUCUCGAAAACCAGACCAAUCGAACGACCAAUAAAUCCGGCACAAGAGACUCUGCGCACAAUAUCAAGCGAACCAGCAGCUCGGGACAAAAUUCCGAAGAGAUGAUUCUGAACGCUGAUGCACGUGGCAUCAGAGAACUCGAAGCUGAAGUCAUCCGAAUGGCGAAUCCAGUCGACUGUGUACGAACGUGCUUCAUCUCCAAAUCCAAGUCUGUUAGAUCUGUUGAGCCAAUCAUAGAAGAAGCCUCAAAUGAGACAAGAGACGAGAAUGCUCCCCCAGAGAGUGCGCAAAGGCUUCAAGCUACACAGGAACCUAUCUAUUCAGGCCCUGAAGGCACAACCUUGAGAAGACGUCCCAGGGUAGAGAGAUUACGCCAUAAAUUCACUGAUUCUAUUGACGAAGUUGUCAAUCCAAACGAAACGCAUCAUCUAAUGCCAGAUGUUGGCAUGCAAGGCUCUUCUGCGUCGAGUGGGUUUUUGGAAACUAUCACCACCAGUAAUUCCAUUGGCCCCAACAACGGAGUCAUUCAAUCGCAAAAAGCUCCAGCUCUAAUCGCAGGAGUAGCCGAUAACUCUAUUCAAGACGACGUCGAUUUUGGAACCCCUCUUCGUCGCUAUUCUAGUCAUGAGCCCUCUGCCGAAGAACCUCGGGACACAGAAAGCGGCAUGGACGUCAACCAACAUCAAAGAGCCACCACCAUGAACUGGGAAAGUGGUACGAGCAUUGACCAACAAAUCCAUCGCGAGACUUCCAUGGCAGUAGUUCCAGCUCCAGGAGAACUCCGAGAGUUUUGCAUCCUAGAGAACUAUAUUUCAACAAUAGCCGUCAUUAAUGAAGAUUGCUAUCCAGAAGUCCAGCGUAUUCGUAGCGCUUUGAAGCGAUAUAACACCAAAAUGAAGAUCAUCAUAGAAAGCGACCUUGAGAACGAUUCGGAAGCCAGUCAAAGAUCCAACUCCGAUCCGCCAAGCCUCACGGAUAGCACCAACACCUCAGAGAGCAGUAUGAGCGACCAGCAGCAAUCUUCUUGUGGGGUCUCCAGAUCGAAUGCCAUCAGAAGAAAACGUCGAUCGAUGAGUUUCGAACCAUACAAUGAUGAACUCAUGGAUGAUGGAAUGGGAGAGGCAACAACCUGA